This is a messenger RNA of Linum tenue, 1471 nucleotides long. The record is from the annotation of a GenBank genome assembly. Lineage: Eukaryota; Viridiplantae; Streptophyta; Magnoliopsida; Malpighiales; Linaceae.
UAUUACGAAUCAAAAUGAAAAAAAAAAAAAAAAAGAGAGGAGAAAAUGGAACGAAAAGGAAAUUGCUGACACGCAAAGAGGGCUGGGCAGGGAAAGGCAGGCUGGGAAAGAUAAAAAGCUGGAAGCUUAAAUCUUACCCGGCUGCACAAUUCAUUCAUUCGUCACAAUCCCUUUGUCAAAAUUGAGUCUUUGCCUCUUCGUCACAUACCGUAAAGCUUUUGUUUCAGGUUUCGCGGUAUCCUUCGAUUGAAGUAAACCCUAGAGAUGAACUCAUUCGACUCGAAUUGGGUCGACAUCUCCAAGAUUUACCUGCGCUACUGUGCUAUCAGAGCAGGGAAUGCGUACCAGGAAGGCAGCAGUUGUCCGGACCAGGAUGAGCUACAGAAACUCAAAUUUUCCCGGGAUGAGUUAGCUGAGCUAUUAAAGGUUGUUCAGAAGAGAGUGCAGAAGGACCAAGGGUUUUCUAUUUUUGAUGAACUUCGCAAGCUCAUGUCAAAUUCAAGAUUGAUGAAGGAUGUCCACGACUUUUCGUGCUUCUAUGAUUUUGUAUUCUUUAUCUCUCGCGAGAAUGGUCAAAAGAACAUUACUGUAAACAAGGCGGUUACUGCAUGGAGAUUGGUUUUGGCUGGGAGGUUUAGGUUGCUAAACCAAUGGUGUGACUUUGUAGAGAAAAAUCAGCGAUACAAUAUUUCUGAGGAUACAUGGCAGCAAGUUCUGGCCUUUAGUCGCUGUGUACAUGGAAAUUUUGAAGGCUAUGAUCCUGAAGGUGCUUGGCCUGUCCUUAUAGAUGAAUUUGUGGAGCAUAUGUACAGAACAUCUGGGUCUAAGAAUAAGUGCAACUGUAAAUCCUAUGAUAGUGGUGAGUUGGAAUCUCAUCCAUGUGCUUUUGAAGACCCUCUUCCCGGGUUGAAGGUAACUCCUGGUUUGAAGAGGAAGUUCGCCAACUUGGGAUUAGAUGAAGAAAUGGAGCUCUGUGAUUCUCCAGAACCGAAUCUUUCUUCAAAGUCGAAACGAAAUAGGCUAGUCUGCCACCAGAAGAGUUGUAUGGUGGAUAAUCCGCCAGGUGGCGACUCAGCUGAUGAUGGCAUGGAAGUAACGAAACAGAAUAGUCCUGUUGGGUGUGCAGUUGAGAAUUGCUUGUCCAGAGGGAUUGCAGGGCUGUUUUCUGGGGGUUCAUAUUUGCAGCUAGAUAAAGAGAGGAGAGUUUCAUAUAUAUAGAGGCCUGGCCGAGCCAGAAAAUAGGCUUUGAAUCAAGAGGAAUCGGCCUGUACAUGCUCGUGUUGGAAUUCUAUUUCUGGCAAUUGGAAUUAGGUAUUGACAACAUGACAAGAUAGAUUGGAUUUGUGUCACUACAGAAUAAUGGAGCAGUUUUUGUAUAGGCCGCUUGCAUGCAUAGUUGUGGUGUGUAAUAACAAUUUAAACUUAGAGCCAUUAAUAUUGUUUAGGCCUGCAACUACUCACUAUGUGGCCU